AUUCAAACGUUUAUUAGUUAUUCACUUAUUCAUUUUUAUUCAUUUAAUAAUUUUUCUGUUAUCCAUCUCUCCAUUUAUUUAUUACUUCAUUCAUUCAUCCUGUUAUUCAUUCAUGGUUGUUCAUUAGUUCAUUCGCUCAUUCAUUUAUUUGUAUGAAGAAAAAAGAAAAUAAUAAUGAACACACUAUUUCCUAAAAAAAAAACCACAGCUAAAUAAUCUCAUCAGUCAGAAACUGCUGCCACAAAACACCUUCAUCUGUAUCCACCAGUAUCUGUCUGAUACUCGCCGUUAAAAACCAGUAUCAGUCGAAGCCGCCCGUGUGAUGCUGCUGUGACACAGUGUGUGUGUGUGUGUGUGGGACCACAGAUCCCAGUUUACCUCUCUCUCCUUCCAGAUCCAUCUCUCCACCUUCCUCUCCUCUCUGCAGCAUCCCUCCUCCUGUUCAGCCAAUCGCCUGCUGGGGAGUGUGAUCAUGUGACCGACAGCCACCAAUGUCUCUCGACCAGGCACCGGCAAAAAGAGGGGCGGUGUCUCUCCUCCUCCUCCUCCUCCUCCUCCUCCUCUCUGUGAGUCAGACGGUGUGUCUGGAGGAGAGUGGAUGGAUGUGAAGGAUCUGUCUAACAAGCUCAGACACGUUUCUUCUUCUUCUUCUUCACCCGGACAGCAGAGGCUCCGUCUCUAACCCGCCCUCCCUCCCACUCCUGGGGAACACAGGGGGGAUGAAUGGGGAGGCCAUGGAGGGGAGCCCGGUGCAGGAGCAGCAGCAUGCCGGUAACGGCUCCUACCUCCCUCCUCCUCCCACCAUCACGCCGGCCAUCCCCCCCUACGUGAAGCUGGGUCUGACCAUCGCCUACACCAUCUUCUACUCGCUGCUGUUCGCCUUCGUCUACGCCCAGCUGUGGCUGGUGCUUCGGUACCGACACAAGCGCUUCAGCUACCAGACGGCCUUCCUGUUCCUGUGUCUGCUGUGGGCCGCCCUGCGCGCCCUCCUCUUCUCCUUCUACUUCAGAGACUGUGUGACCGCCAACGCACUCGGACCAUUCGCCUUCUGGCUGCUCUACUGCUUCCCCGUCUGCCUGCAGUUCUUCACGCUCAGCCUCAUGAACCUCUACUGCGCACAGGUUUACUUUAAGGCGAAGUCCAAGUACACACCUGCACUGCUCAAGUACAGACUUCCUCUGUACCUGGUCUUCUUGGGCGUCAGUCUUCUCUUCCUGGUGGUUAAUCUGGUCUGUGCCCUGCUGGUCAAAAUGACCGUCGCUGAUGUGAAGACCAUCGUCCUGGUGAGGGUCACAAUCAAUGACAGCCUCUUCGUCCUCUGCGCCAUCUCGCUGUCCGUCUGCCUCUACAAGGUCGCCAAGAUGUCGCUGGCCAACAUCUACCUGGAGUCAAAGGGGACAUCGGUGUGUCAGGUGACUCUGAUCGGCAUCAUGGUGGUGUUGCUGUAUGCAUCGCGGGCCUGUUACAACCUAGUAGUGCUCGCCCUCACCGACAUUGAGACCAUCAACUCCUUCGACUACGACUGGUACAACGUCUCAGACCAGGCGGACUUGCGGUCGUCGCUGGGAGACGCUGGUUACAUCGUGUUCGGGGUGAUUCUGUUCGUCUGGGAGCUGCUGCCCACCUCACUGGUCGUCUUCUUCUUCAGGGUCCGCCGGCCACCUCAGGAAAGGAGCACUGUUGGGAUCCCAAACCACGUUCUCUCCUCCAGAGGAUAUUUCUUUGACAACCCUCGUCGGUACGACAGUGACGAUGACCUGGCGUGGAGCAUUCCUCCCCAGAAUGCAUCAGCGAGUCUUUCCUCCGACUGCUACGACUGGGGCAGCCGCCACAGCAGCUUCACUGUGCACACCAACAGCGACGAGCAGCGCCUGACGGCCACCGCCACCACCGGAGAGCUCCACCCUUACCCAUAAUCCCUCCCCUCACUGUAUAGCAUCACUCUGCACUUUGACACCGAUCAGUUAUUGUGUUUCUUAUCAUCACUGACGUAAACGUUUGUAGAGUCACUGUAGAGAAUUUAAAGAAAAUAUCAGAAUGUUCAGCAGGGUUCCUACACGGCCGCGUCGUACUCACGUUGUUUACAAGGUCUUAAUAGUUUUGUACAGAUAAGUUUGUUCGGGCAAAACCACGUCUGAGUAGAUUUCUGUUGAUAGUCCAUGUAAAUGUUAAUAUUCUGCAGCUCUAUUUAGUUGGACAUAUUUCCCAACGUGACGUUACGAUGGUCAGCAGUCAGGAAAAAGUAAUCUGAAGAUCUACUGUUUGACAUCGGUGCUGUUGGUAGUAUGCGUCGAAUGACAGAACGGAGCACUGCGACACUGCACGUUCAAAAUCACAGCGGAAAAUAAAAAACUUUAAAACAACCAAAGUUACCGACAUUAUCAAAAAACAUCUGAAACAGAAUUAGUGGGUGUUCUUGCCGUAUGAUCACUAGUGAUCCAGACUAACUCCGUGUAUGAACCCUGCUUCAGAGAGAAUCCAUGUAUUUUAGACCCACAGUAUGUAGAUGAUGUCGUGAUGAAUGUUUUAGACAAUGUUUCUUGAUCAUUUGGGGAGUUUUUCAACGAGGAUUACUCGAUUAAUCUGCCAUAGUUCAAAUAAUCAUUACCACACAGACUCCAGAUGAUUUUUAAGAUUUCUCGCAGUUGUUUGAUCAAUAAUUGGAGACGUUUUGUAAACGAGCAACCACACAAAUAUCAGACUGAAGAGAUAAUCAGACCGGUUAAUAAAGGUUCAUUAAGUCUAGUUUUAAAAUUAAACUCUAGGUUGUGAACGUUCAGUAUUUUUCCUGUUCUUGUUUCUAAGUCACUUAUGGGAAUAGUUUGAGUUUCUGGAGUGGUUCCAUGACAGCCUGUUUCAUCUCGUUCAAUUCGAAUGUUAAAUCAGGUUCCAGGUUGAAAAAUAGUGAAAUUAACUUUUAAUUUUCUGCCCUCAAAAAUCCUUGAAAAACUCCUCGAGUCAUUUUUUUGAGGUUCGUGACUGUAAAGAGACGAAACUGUCACACUGAAUAACGCACUGUGUUGAUUCAACAUAAUCGAUAUCCUGUAAAUAUCAGUAACCAGACAGCUGAACACCUCUGUGUUGUUUUGAUGUUCACCUCAAAGUAUCCACAUAUUAACAAGUAAUUUAAUGUUGGGUUUUAAUUUGACUUAACAAAUCCGUCAGACUGUCCAAAUAGAAACAAUGAAGGAAAACAUGAUUUGAACCCAUCGUUACAUUUUUGUUAGUAUGAGCUUUGUUUGCAGUGUUUACAUUUCUGAAACGAUGUUCAGAAAAAAAAGUCUAUAUUUCUAACAGACGCGGGUUUUGUAAGUUCUUUGUACAGAGUCUCACUGAGAUCGCAGUGUUUCGUUGUUGAGCUUUUUGUUGUGUUUGUGGUUCGUGUGUUUGUGACGUGUCCGCACAAAACGUAACACUUCAAUAAAACUGUCAUUAAAACAAACCAACAUGUUCUCAUAGAACGCUUCCAGUGAUAUCCCACGAAAAAUACACGCACAACAGGUCGUAUGAUAUCCUACGAAAUUUGCACCCCACGAAUGACGUUACGUCCUUUACAUAGUUACCUAAAUAAUGAAAAAUUACUGUGGCUGAGUUUAGGAAAAUGAAACGUGCCUUAAAAUGACUCCAAACGUCAUGGUUUGGCUUUAUGUUCAUGCAGAAGGCGAACACCGGGCUUCCAGGUGAAAGUCCAGGGUCUUUUGGACCCUCCUGCCGGCCCUACAGGCACUUUCAAGCUCGUUAUACUAUGUUGUCACUCAUCGUACCGUGGCAACAGGUGCCAUCAGCUGAUCAGUGGCGUAUCGUAAUACAAUAGGUUCCGUCCAGCCAUUGUCAUACUGACGCAACCCAACAGCGUAUCAUACCUCCCAAAAAAAUUGGCCUUUUGCGUCGUUUGACACUGACAUCACUGAAAAAACAGCGGGAUUUGACGACUUCAGAGUGAGAACAGGCUGGACAUUUUGUUUAAACUAAGGUUGUGACGUCAGGUGACCAAAUUUCAACGUAGAGUACUGACGACAAACGAUGUAAAUAUUUUAUUGGUUUUAAGUUGUGUUGUUAAGUAACCAAAAUCCAGCAUCUUCCAAGCGUCAUCUUGAGGAAGAGUAACGAUAUUUAGUCGUAAGGUACAAAGAACUACGUUAACAUCCACUAUCGACGUAUUCUCAUAGAACAGUUCGUAUGGUAUCCUUCGAAUUUUGCGCCCCAUGAAUAAUGUUACGUCCUGAACAUACAGUUAUAGGAUUAAUGUAAAGUUAGGGAAGUUAGGUUUAGGAAAGGAAACGCGUUAGGACGUACCUUAAAAAGACUCAAAGUUCGCACAGAUCCAAACACGUGACUCCAGGAGAAAGUCUGUUUUCUCGUGAACUGUCCACCACUCCAACCUGCCUCCUUACGAGCGCUGCUGUGAACGCUGACCUUUGACCUGCACCGCGGUGUCUCGCGGGAGUAUAAACGAGGCUUGCAGGGGAAAAAUAUCUGAAAAUAAAACGCGUAAACACUUUAAGUCUUAUCUAUUUAAAUAAAAAAAAAAAAAACAG
Molecule: messenger RNA, 4538 nt
Organism: Epinephelus fuscoguttatus (brown-marbled grouper)
Lineage: Eukaryota; Metazoa; Chordata; Actinopteri; Perciformes; Serranidae
Gene: gpr137bb
Product: G protein-coupled receptor 137Bb
Exons: 7
Coding region: 720-1916 (398 amino acids)
Biological process (GO): negative regulation of bone resorption; regulation of autophagy; negative regulation of osteoclast differentiation
Cellular component (GO): lysosomal membrane
Source: RefSeq, a predicted model, not a curated record